Messenger RNA from Aphanomyces invadans, 2537 nucleotides. RefSeq lists its product as hypothetical. Bases 49 to 2517 code for a protein of 822 amino acids. The transcript has a single exon. Gene Ontology annotation, molecular function: poly(A) RNA polymerase activity; RNA binding. The record is from RefSeq and is a predicted model, not a curated record. NCBI's taxonomy places the organism in Eukaryota, Oomycota, Saprolegniomycetes, Saprolegniales, Verrucalvaceae. Gene Ontology annotation, cellular component: nucleus.
GCGCGCCCAAGGGGCAUCGCCGCUCCAGUUGCCAGUCCCGAAUCCGACAUGAAGGACACGACUGCAGCCGCUGGAAGCCCCGCCCUCGCUGCAGCGUUGUCAUCGUUGCGCAAGGCGAAACGGUCCCGUGGUUUGGCCUUGAAUCUCGUCGACGACAACAACCGAAAACAGGCCAUUGCCUCGGCGGUCGUGGCAGCGACACCGACGGUGUGCAGCAGUAAUGACGACUGUAGCGCUUCACGCGGGACGGUUCAUGCAUUCACUGCCGUGGACCGUGGAACACAUGCCAAACCUCGCUUUGAAACAGCCAACAACAAUGACGACGAGCAUGAAGAUUGCACCAACGUCUCGACGCAGCAUGGAAAGCGAUAUCUCAUUAGCACUGUGUCGAACAAUACUACGGCAAGCACGUCCUCCUGUAGCUACAAGGAAGCUCUCCUCUUGCACACAGGACCUUCCUCUCACACUCACGGAUUCACGUGGUCGUCGGCGGUGACGACAGCAUUGGCGAACAUGGGGGUCUCUCCUUCCCCAUCUGAAUGCGGUACAAUCUCUGCUCCAACUUCGCCAUGCUGCAUCGACAACCCUCACACAAAGGACAAUCAAGUGUCGUCGGCGGCAAGUCCUGUUCCAGGGCACAGUGACGAUCCCAGCGCCAAGACCUGGCCCACGUCGCUGGACCUGGAUGAGCACUCGCCAAUUGCAACUACCGCGUCCCGACAAGACAAAACCGCCGCCGCCCGACUGCAUCCCCGUGAGAUCCGCAGUGCUAUUGCCCAUGCAUCAUCGCAAGGCGUGCUGUCGAAGAGUUCGAAACGCGAAAUGCGCCAAUCGAUUCUGCGUGGCGCCACUCACGUCGUCCUGAAUGGACUUCGACAGGUCUGCCACCUCCAGCCGCUCGUGUUGCCACUUUCGUCGUCGGACGCCCAGUCGCUCCCACCCACGACAGAAUUCGACCGCCGACAUACGAAUGGUCUGCACAAGUGCUUGAACGCGCUGGUGCCACCGCCGCAGGGCGACACGCUCAAGGCCAAGCAUCGCGUGCUCAUCGCCCUGGAUCGCGUCAUCGACAAGUGGAUGCACCAGGUCAAGACCACCACGGGCAUCGCAGCAGUCGCGUCGCUCUUUGUUGGAGGUAGCUUCUAUCUCAAAGUCGACGAUGCCGACUCGGACUUGGACGUGGUCGUGCUGUGCCCGGUUGAUGUGACGGUGGGCGACUUCUUCUCCGCGCUCCCCGUCCUCUUGUUGGCCGCCCCGACUAUUCACCACGUCGUGUGCAUGGAAGAGGCAUACGUCCCGACGAUCUCUUGCACGUUCCACGGCAGCAUCCACGUCGAUUUACUCUUCAGCCGAUUCACGCAGACGGUGGUGCCAAACCACCUACCUCUGCACAGCGAUCACAUCCUCGUGGGUUUGGACUUGGCGUCCGUGCGAUCCUUGUCCGUGCCACGGGUGGCGUCGCUCGUGCUCGACUUGGUCCCGAACCCGACGGCGUUCCGCGGCUGCCUCCGCGCCGUCCGUGCGUGGGCCAAAGCCCGCGGUCUCUACUCGAACAAGGUCGGGUUCCUCGGCGGCAUUUCGUGGACAGUGCUCGUCGCGCUCGUGUGCCAAAUGUUCCCCCACGCUGUCGCUGGAUCGUUGCUCCACCACUUCUUCCAUAUCCUUUCGUCGUGGCAAUGGCCGAUGCCAGUCAUGCUCGCCAAGCCGUACGAUGCUGGCCACGGGUUUACCCAGUGGAGCCCUGCUCUGCACGUCCACGACCGGGCGCACGUGAUGCCGAUUCUUACACCGGGGUACCCGUCCAUGAAUUCGGCGGCCAACGUCACCCACUCGACACUCCGCGUGCUCAAGGAAGAGCUGACACGGGGCAAGCUCGUGCUGGAUGACAUGGUCGCCCAGGGUCUGACGAGCCCCCAGGCGUGGAGCCCCCUCUUCGCCCCGAGCGACUUUUUCGUCCGGUAUGACCACUACAUCCACGUCCACGUCGAUCCGUCGUUAGAUGUCCGGGCCGCUUCGUCCGGCGCGCAGGUCGGGUUUGUCGCGUCUCGGCUGCGCAAGCUCGUCGAUGCCCUCCAGCUUACCAACCACGUCCUCACGGUUCAUCCGUUUCCGACGUACUUUGGGCCGCCGCACCACGCGUUCUUUGUGGGAUUUGAGCUCACGGAAGCGCUGCACGACGUCGCCCGCGCCAUCGUGGCCCCCGUCCUCACGUACUUCACAGCGACGGAACUACACACGACGACAGGGACGACGUACCCUGAUUGCAGACCACCUGUCUCCGCCACGUUGUCCUACAUGACAUGGCAGGACCUCCCGGAAGUGGUGUUUCCUCAAGGGCGACCCCACGCGGCUGGCGACCGCGCCAAGUACAAGCUUAGCCGUGCACACACGCUGCAUGUUGCAGGCUCGUCCGCAUCCCACCGAAUGACGUCUUCGCUCGUGUGCCAUCGGUGGCAGCAAGAGCCACCACCAUACACCGCUUCACACAUCGAUCAACCCGUCCGCCUACGUAAUUAAUGCACCACACUCUACCACGC